Hypoxylon trugodes is the source of this 2214-nucleotide messenger RNA. RefSeq names its product P-loop containing nucleoside triphosphate hydrolase protein. Gene Ontology annotation, molecular function: GTP binding; GTPase activity; microtubule binding. The transcript is spliced from 9 exons. The record is from RefSeq and is a predicted model, not a curated record. Gene Ontology annotation, cellular component: cytoplasm; microtubule; membrane. The coding region runs from base 1 to 2214 and encodes 737 amino acids. Lineage: Eukaryota; Fungi; Ascomycota; Sordariomycetes; Xylariales; Hypoxylaceae.
AUGGGUAGCUUAGCGCGCAGUUCCGCAUCUACGGAACAUUCAAACUCUGGUAAUCUUUCAAUCUUGACCAAAGUUGACAAAUUACGUGAGCUCAUUGGCACCAAGGUUGCCUUACCUCAGCUCGUUGUCGUCGGAGACCAGUCUUCUGGUAAGAGUUCAGUACUCGAAGGUCUGACAGGUUUCGCCUUCCCUCGCGAUGCCGAGCUUUGCACGCGUUACGCAACCCAGAUUACAUGUCGUCGCGAAAAUGAAGAAUCCAUCGACGUUUCUAUCAUUCCCUAUCCAGACGCGGCGCCUAUCGAGCAGGAACGUGUUAGGAAGUUCCACCGCACCCUGAAAGAGAUGGCACCGGAAAGCCUCGCCCAGGUGUUCAAGGAGGCGAACGAGGCGAUGGGAAUUAGAACCUCAGCUAAGUCUAAGUCACCCGAGUUGUCGACACUUCCCACCUUCAGCGAACAUAUUCUCAAGAUUGAAAAGCUUGGCCCGAAUGAGCAACACUUCACUGUUAUCGAUGUGCCAGGCAUCUUUCGAAAGAAGACAGAGGGUGUUACGACAGACGCUGACAUUGAGCUCGUCAGAGCCAUGGUGAAGAAAUACAUGAAGGACACCAGAACCAUAAUUCUGGCAAUCAUGCCCAGUAACGUCGAUCCCGCUACACAAGAGAUUUUGAAUCUCGCGAAAGAGGCAGAUGCCUCAAUGCAGAGAACAAUGGCGGUUCUCACGAAGCCUGACUUAGCUAUCGAGCGUACAACGCAACAGAUUGCCAUCGAUCAUGUCACCGGUACGAGAAGCGACUUAGAUCUAGGUUACUACAUUGUGAAGAACCGCGGACCGGACGACGGAGACAUGACCCUAGAGCAGGGAAAAGAAGCGGAGCGCAGAUUCUUCGCGCAGGCCCCCUGGUCUAUUCUCAAGAGUACCGGCAGGGCUGGCAUAGACAAUCUUAGUAAACGCGUUCGUGAUCUCCUUGUAGAUCUAAUUAAAAGGGAAUUCCCUAAACUGAAGGCGGAGGUUGCGAAGGAAGUUGUGUGGCUGAGAAACAGGCUCGAUGGGAUGGGCGCAGCGAGAAACAACGAGCACACGCAGAGGGCUUAUCUCAACAAGAUCAGCGAAGCCUUCCAGACAAUCGCUCGAGAUGCGCUCAAUGCCUACUACACCGGAAAUAGGAUAUUCGACGAGCGACACGACCUCAGACUCAUCACCCGCGUCGUUGAGGCCAACGAGAAGUACUCGAAUGACAUGUUCAAGUGUGGCCACACUAGGCCUUUUCUAUCUAACCUGGAGGGUGACACUGAAGAUAGGGAUGUCGCGGCAGAGCCAGAGGACCUGAACAUAUCCGAAUUCGAUUCUGAUAAUGAUGAUGAGUUGGAAGGACUUUUUGACAUCCCAGAGAUAACAGCACCGGAGUCUCGUAAAGAAGGCAUCAUGGAGUACAUCGAGAAGGUCUACAGAGCUAGUCGUGGUCAGGAGCUCGGAACGUUUGGCGGAGCUCUCCUGUCGACCAUGUUCAAGGAGCAGUCAAAGAAAUGGGAGCCUAUAACCUUGUCUUAUAUGAAGGACGUAAUUCUCGCAAUCCACCAUUUCAUUUCCGAGAUCGUAGUUGAAAUUUGCCCUGACACUCGCGUACGCGAUGAGCUCUGGAAUGGGUACCUGCUCGAAGAGCUUCAGGCCUCAUAUCGCAAGGCUAUGGACCACGUACGGCUAUUGCUCGACAUCGAACGUGAAGGUAUCCCGCUUACACUGAACCACUACUUCAGCGACAAUCUCCAGAAGUCUCAGAGUAGCCGCUUGGUAGAAACCAUGACAAAACUUGGGGAAGAGAGGGAAUUGGCCUCAACGGAUGGUGAGGGUAACGUCUUGAAGCAGGAGUCGGGUAUUUUCUUGAGCCGGGCUAAGCUCAACAAUCUUUCGUUUAACAUGGCGAAUUCGGACCACGUUCGAGAGUACAUGCAUGACGUGCUUAAGAGCUACUACAAAGUCUCUCGUAAACGUUUCGUCGACGUCGUUUGUCAACAGGCCGUCAAUUAUUUCCUCCUGCAAGGAGAACACAGCCCACUCAAAAUCUUCAGCACGCAAAUGGUACUAAAUCUUAACGAGGACCAACUCGAAAUGAUUGCUGCCGAAGAUGCCCCGGUCAAGGCGCAGAGAGAGAGGUUAGGCAACGACAAGAAAAAUUUCGAGAAGGCUUUGAAGGUGCUGAAGGGCUCAGCUUGA